Dimorphilus gyrociliatus is the source of this 1062-nucleotide messenger RNA. The record is from the annotation of a GenBank genome assembly. NCBI's taxonomy places the organism in Eukaryota, Metazoa, Annelida, Polychaeta, Dinophilidae.
AAAUGGCGCUUAUAGAGCGCUGUUGAUGAAGAUUUUUGCGGUUGUUUUCUAAAGAAAAGAGAAGAACAAGGAUAAAGCGUUUGAACGUGAGGAAGAAGAUAAAAGAAACAGAAGAGAGAUUCAAGUGCAUCUAGGAGAUAUUGUUUAUAGAUAUUUCAUCUUAAUUUUACAAUUGAUUGAAUAGUGAAUGAAUGAACGAAUAAAAGAAUGGAAAAGAUUCUAUUUUGUGAUUGGAGGUUGAUAAUGAAUAUUCAAAUAUAAUUUGUCAAAUUAGAGCAAUGUUCUCCAUCUUCCGGAUAAAUAUUCACUGUUGCCAUGGUAAAAGAAAAAAAUGGAGAUUAUUACUCGACAGUUGCUGUGACCUUUUAAAUGCUCAUUUGAACGUUGUGAGUUGUUUACUGGUGUCACUGUUGAUUCAUUUUGUACGUUGGAAGCGUUUUGUUAAAGGAGAAACGAUAGAAAAAUGUCGGAUAGCGAUAUAUCGCUCAGCGAUUUGUUUGAAACAAGAAUUGAAGCCGAUGAAUUAAAUGUCGGAAAUGCGGUGGACGACGACGAAAUGUCGAAAUGUCAGCUAAAACUUGAAGAAUUACUUGCUCAGGAACAACGAGAUAUGGAAACGCUUGAAAGUCGGGUAUCCGCUCUGCAUAAUGAUGAUUCGUCAUCACCGCCGCAAGGACCAACCGCUGCAGAGAUUCAAGCCGAAUUGGACGAAUUAAAAGCACUGUUGGAAGCUAAUACAACUGCCGCCGAAAAAUUAGAUAACGAUUACGAUACGGUUAUUAAUAAUUUAAUAACAGAAAAUCCAGAACUUAAAGAUUCUUUACAUCUGGAUACGCCUUCUGCUGUUCUGGCAAAAAAGGCUGGUUACAUAGCUUCCGAUUCUGAGGAUGAAAAGGAAAAGAGGAAAACCGUAUUUAAGCCAAGAGUAACUAAAAAGAAGAGACGCCAACCAACUAUUAUGCCAAUAUCUGUGACCAAUCAAGAAGCUCUGUCAUUAAUGGAAGAAAACGAAUCACCUCUAUUUCGCAAUUUCUAAAUUUAAUUCAAUUUUUAACGGUUUCA